GACGAAAACUAGUGCACCGCCAAAAAGAACACAAGCAAAAACGGUCGCAGCCAGCGGCUGGCUCGUUAAGUGUAUAAGCCAGCGGGUUUAUCGCUGCCGGUGCUGCUACAGGCAACGCAACCGUGCAGCGAACCCAUCCCACUCCUAAACAGGACACGGAAACAUCUGCCAAAAUAGAGCCGUAGAAGGAUAUCAUCAUGGCUGAAGCAGAGGGAGGAUCCGAGCAGGAUGAUGUUUCAUUCCUGCGCACGGAAGACAUGGUGUGCCUGUCCUGCACGGCAACCGGCGAGCGCGUGUGCCUGGCGGCGGAGGGUUUCGGCAACCGGCACUGCUUCCUGGAGAACAUCGCAGACAAGAACAUCCCGCCGGACCUAUCGCAGUGCGUGUUCGUGAUAGAGCAGGCCCUGUCGGUGCGUGCGCUGCAGGAGUUGGUCACCGCCGCCGGCUCGGAAACCGGAAACGAAUCGGUAGGAAAGGGAACCGGAUCCGGGCACCGAACGCUGCUGUAUGGUAAUGCCAUCCUAUUGCGUCACAAUAAUAGCGACAUGUACCUCGCAUGCCUUUCGACGUCGUCCUCCAACGAUAAGCUGUCCUUCGACGUCGGUCUGCAGGAGCAUAGCCAGGGUGAGGCUUGCUGGUGGACGGUACAUCCGGCCAGCAAGCAGCGCUCGGAAGGUGAGAAAGUCCGCGUCGGUGACGAUCUGAUUCUGGUGUCUGUGGCAACUGAACGUUAUCUGCAUACGACCAAGGAAAAUGAUCUGUCGAUCGUGAACGCCAGCUUCCAUGUGACGCAUUGGAGCGUGCAACCGUACGGUACCGGUAUUUCGCGCAUGAAGUACGUCGGCUACGUUUUCGGUGGUGAUGUGCUUCGAUUCUUCCACGGUGGCGACGAAUGUUUAACGAUCCCGAGCACGUGGAGCUUGGAUCCGGGCCAGAACAUCGUCGUGUACGAAGGUGGCUCCGUAAUGUCGCAGGCUCGAUCCCUGUGGCGGCUCGAGCUGGCCCGUACCAAGUGGGCCGGUGGCUUCAUCAACUGGUCUCACCCGAUGCGUAUCCGCCAUCUAACGACCGGCCGGUACCUCGGGGUGAAUGAAAACAACGAGCUGAUCCUGAUGACGCGCGAUCAGGCGACGACCUCGCAGACCGCGUUCGUUUUGCGGCUGGAAAAGGACGACCAGAAGGUGAUACUCGAAGACAAGGAUCUGGAAAUCAUCGGCGCCCCGAUCAUCAAGUACGGUGACUCGACGGUCAUCAUGCAGCACUACGAGUCCGGCCUGUGGGUCAGCUACAAGAGCUACGAAACGAAGAAGAAAGGUGUCGGUAAGGUCGAGGAAAAGCAAGCCAUCCUGCACGAGGAAGGCAAGAUGGACGAUGGGUUAGAUUUCUCGCGCUCGCAGGAAGAAGAAUCCCGCACGGCUCGUGUCAUUCGCAAGUGCAGCAGUUUGUUCACCAAGUUCAUCAGUGGCCUUGAAACGUUGCAGGAAAAUCGCCGCCAUUCGAUUUUCCUACAAACCGUCAACCUGGGCGAGAUGGUUAUGUGCCUCGAAGAUCUGAUCAACUACUUCGCCCAGCCCGAAGACGACAUGGAGCACGAGGAGAAGCAGAACCGGCUGCGUGCGUUACGCAACCGGCAGGACCUGUUCCAGGAGGAAGGCGUACUGAACUUGAUCCUCGAAGCGAUCGACAAGAUCAACGUCAUCUCAUCGCAGGGCUUCCUUGCGUCAUUCUUGGCUAGUGAUGAGAGUGGCCAAAGCUGGGACAUGAUCUCGGGUUAUCUCUACCAGCUGUUGGCCGCCAUUAUCAAGGGCAACCACACGAACUGCGCCCAAUUCGCGAACUCCAACCGCCUGAACUGGCUGUUUUCUCGACUCGGUUCGCAGGCCUCCAGCGAAGGCUCCGGCAUGCUGGAUGUCCUGCAUUGCGUGCUCAUCGAUUCACCGGAAGCGUUGAACAUGAUGCGUGACGAGCACAUCAAGGUGAUCAUCUCGCUGCUAGAAAAGCACGGCCGUGACCCGAAGGUCCUUGACGUGUUGUGUUCGCUGUGCGUCGGUAACGGUGUUGCUGUGCGUUCGUCACAAAACAACAUCUGUGACUUUCUGCUGCCGGGCAAGAACCUACUGCUGCAGACCGGUCUCGUCGAUCACGUGGCUAGCAUUCGGCCAAACAUUUUCGUCGGUCGCGUCGAAGGUUCCGCCAUCUACCAGAAGUGGUACUUCGAGGUGACGAUGGAUCACAUCGAGCAGAUGACGCAUAUGAUGCCACACCUGCGUAUCGGUUGGGCCAACACCGCCGGGUACGUACCUUACCCGGGUGGUGGCGAAAAAUGGGGUGGCAACGGUGUCGGUGACGAUCUGUUCUCGUACGGGUUCGAUGGUGUACACUACUGGUCAGCUGGUCGGCGUACUUGCGUCACGCCACGUGACAUCUCCGAACCCUACAUCAAAAAAGGUGACGUGAUUGGGUGCACGCUCGAUCUGAGCGUACCGAUCAUUCGCUUCACGUUCAACGGGGAACAGGUGCAGGGUUGCUUCACCGAUUUCAACCUCGACGGGAUGUUCUUCCCCGUGAUGAGCUGCUCCUCGAAGCUGAGCUGUCGCUUCCUGUUCGGUGGUGAUAAUGGACGGCUCAAGUUCAACCCACCGCCCGGUUUUUCACCGCUCGUGCAGUGCCUUAUGCCACACCAAAACCUCAGCCUCGAUCCGUGCUUCUACUUUGGCAAUCUGAACAAGAACGUUCUCGCCGGUCCGUGGCUGGUCGAGGAUGACUCGGCGUUCGUGCCGAAACCCGUCGAUACGUCGCCCGUUACGUUGCCAUCGUCGGUGGAAACGAUCAAGGAUAAGCUGGCGGAAAACAUCCACGAAAUGUGGGCACUGAACAAGAUCGAAGCCGGCUGGACGUGGGGUGAACGUCGUGAGGACGUGUACCGCAUUCAUCCUUGCCUGACGUCGUUCGAGAAGCUGCCUGCGGCAGAAAAACGCUACGAUUGUCAGCUGGCCGUGCAGACGCUGAAAACGAUCCUCGCGCUGGGGUACUACAUCUCGAUGGAUAAACCACCGGCGCGCAUUCGUCCGAUUCGCCUCCCGAACGAUCCUUACAUGCAAGGGAACGGCUAUAAACCGGCCCCGUUGGACCUGAGUGCCGCGGUACUUACGCCCAAGAUGGAGGAACUUGUCGACCAGCUGGCGGAAAACACGCACAAUCUGUGGGCAAAGGAGCGCAUCCAGCAGGGCUGGACGUACGGGUUGAACGAAGAUUCCGAGAAUCUACGCAGUCCUCAUCUCGUGCCGUACUCGAAGGUCGACGAAGCGAUCAAGAAAGCGAACCGUGACACUGCCUCUGAGACGGUUCGCACGCUGCUCAUCUACGGCUACAAUCUAGAUCCACCAACCGGUGAGGCUAACGAAGCGUUGGCAGCGGAAGCUUUACGGCAAAAGUUUGCCGCCUAUCGCACGUACCGUGUGGAGAAGACGUACGCCGUCACGUCCGGAAAGUGGUACUUUGAGUUUGAAGUACUCACCGCUGGACCGAUGCGGGUUGGCUGGGCAAGGGCCGAUUGUAAUCCCGGUACGAUGCUGGGCAGCGAUGACGCUUCGUGGGCUUUUGAUGGAUACAAUGCGCGCAAGAUGCAUCUGCACACGGUCGAAGACUUUGGUAAACGCUAUAAGAUCGGGGACACCAUCGGUUGCUUCAUAAACGUCUACGAGAAGAGCAUGAGUUUCUCGUUGAACGGCGAGCUGCUGAUGGAUGCGCUCGGUGGAGAGACCACCUUUGCCGAUGUGACUGCACCGGAAGGUGUUGGCUUUGUGCCGGCGUGCACAAUUGGUAUCGGUCAGAAAGCACGAGUCGUCUACGGGCAGGAUGUGGAUUCGCUCAAAUGGUUUACCACUUGCGGUUUGCAAGAAGGUUAUGAACCAUUCUGCGUCAACAUGAAACGCCCGGUCACGCACUGGUAUACAAAGGAUCAGCCGAUCUUCGAGAAUACGGACGAAAUUCCGGAAUGUAAAAUCGACGUCACGCGUAUCCCGGGUGGUGCCGACACACCACCGUGCAUGAAGAUCUCCCACAACACGUUUGAAACAAUGGAAAAAGCGAACUGGGAGUUCUUGCGUCUAUCGCUGCCGGUAACAUGCGCAAACACCUUCAUCAGUGAGACGGAGAAAAUGCACCGCUGGGAGGAGAUUCGCAUUCGUCAGCACCGCCUAAUGACGGAAGUCGAUCAUUCGGCACCGGCGCACUUCGAUCACAUCAUGCGCAGCGGUUUCACGAUGAACGACAUCAAGGGUUUGCAUCGCAACUACUCGGAAGAUGCCGCCGAAGCGGAUGAGAUGAUGCGCAAUGGUCCACGGCGUCCAUCGCGCCAUCAGGCUCGAGGUGGGCUUAGCCCGCCCGGCAUCGAAAUCAAUGGCGAAGCAACGAGCGAUGGUGAGAUGAACGCGUACUCCGACAACGAGCUGGACGGGGGAGACGAUCGCAAGAAGCGAGGUCGCAGUCCGUUCCGGUUGUUCGGUAAAAAGCGCGAUCAGAGCAAAGACAAGCUAAAGGAUCGUCGCACGCCGGAACCGGAACCGCGCAAGAGCAACCUAAAGGCAACGCAACGCGGUCAGCCUUCCCGGUUGUCGAACAGUGAUCUGCGAGCUCAACAACCCAUGGUACCUGAUCGCAAGGGUAUGGGUAGCCCGCAGGUUGAGUCGUUCGGUAACGAGGUGUAUGAUGCGGAAUGUCUUCGGUUGAUCAACGAGUACUUCUACGGUGUGCGAAUCUAUCCUGGUCAGGAUCCCACGCAUGUGUACGUUGGCUGGGUGACUACGCAGUACCACGUGCACAGCAAGGACUUUAGCCAGAACAAGGUUCGCCAUGCUGCGAUCUACGUCGAGGAUGAGAACGAAAAAACCAUUGAAAUUGUUAAUCGUCAGUCAUGCUACAUGGUCCGGGCGGACGAACUCUUCAACGAAGUCACCCAGGACUCGUCUGGUAAGGGCGCCUCACAGGGUAUGUUUGUAGGUUGCUUCGUCGAUACGGCCACCGGUACUAUUCGGUUCACGUGCGAAGGUAAGGAAACGUCACACGUGUUCCUCAUGGAACCGGACACCAAGCUGUUCCCGGCGAUCUUCGUCGAAGCGACGAGUAAGGAAAUCCUUCAAAUUGAGCUGGGUCGUACACCGACUACCUUGCCUUUGUCGGCGGCUGUUCUGCCGACGAGCGAUAAGCAUAUCAACCCUCAGUUCCCACCAAGAUUGAAGGUGCAAUGUUUGAAGCCUCACCAAUGGGCUCGAGUUCCCAAUACGGCGCUGCAAGUGCAUGCCCUGAAGCUGUCCGACAUUCGUGGUUGGUCGAUGUUGUGCGAGGAUCCAGUGUCGAUGCUGGCACUGCACAUCCCCGAGGAAGAUCGGUGUAUCGAUAUAUUGGAGCUGAUCGAAAUCGAUCGUUUGCUGCAGUUCCAUGCGCACACGCUCACGCUGUACGCGGCACUUUGCUAUCAGUCGAAUUACCGUGCGGCUCAUGCGCUAUGCUCUCACGUCGAUCAGAAGCAGCUGCUGUACGCGAUCCAAUCGGAGUACAUGUCCGGUCCGCUGCGGCUUGGGUUUUAUGAUCUGUUGAUUUCGUUGCAUCUGGAAUCGCACGCUACCACAAUGGAGGUUUGUAAGAAUGAGUACAUCAUUCCGCUUGGUUCCGAGCUAAAGGACCUCUACAUCGAUCCGGAAAUGUGCCAUUCGUUGCGCUCACUGCAGACGCUUUCCGUGCGACCGGAAAUGAACAUGACCGAGAUAGCACCCACACCCUCACAAUCGAAUAUGCCGACAAUAGUAGCACCAGAUUCUUCCAGUGAACCCAUACCGGCAAUUGACUCGUUAUAUUCGCCAAGAUUCCCACUCGAGGUGGUAAGAGAGUUCGUCAUGAGCGCCCUCCAGGAGGCGGUGCUAAUCAAUCAGGUACACAAUCGCGAUCCAAUCGGAGGAUCUAACGAGAACCUGUUCCUUCCCCUGAUCAAGUUGAUCGAUCGUUUGCUGCUGGUCGGUGUUAUCACCAACGAGGACGUAGAAAAGCUGCUCAUUAUGAUCGAUCCUGAGACGUGGGAUCCGACCUUCGAAAAGGAGGGCAGAGAUGAGCAUCGUAAGGGACUGCUUACGAUGAAGAUGGCGGAAGGUGCUAAGCUGCAAAUGUGCUACCUACUGCACCAUCUGUACGAUGUGCAGCUGCGGCAUCGCGUUGAGAGUAUUAUUGCGUUCGCUUUCAACCAUGUCGGUGAUCUGCAACAGGAUCAACUGCGCAGAUACAUUGAAAUCAAGCAAUCCGAUUUGCCAAGCGCCGUUGCGGCGAAGAAAACGCGAGAGUUCCGUUGUCCACCGCGCGAGCAGAUGAACGCGAUCCUCGGCUACAAAAAUCUCGAGGAGGACGAUCUGGAAAACGCAUCCUGCGGUCCGGAGCUGCGUGGUCGGUUGAUCGAGUUCCACGAAAAGCUGAUGGGCAAGGUGUCGUUGAAUGCGCUGCAGGAACCCGAGGAGCCUGAAGCUGAUAAAAUUGAGGAUGGCAAACCGGGUGCGCUGAAGAAGCUGUACAACUUCAUCAACGCCGUGAAGGAGCUCGAGGAAGAUCCCAAAGAACCGGUAGAGGAGGAGAAGAAAACACCGGAAGAAGUGUUCCGCAAGGUGCUGAUCAAACAAAUCGUAUCCUGGGCCGAGGAGUCGCAGAUUGAGAACCCGAAGCUUGUGCGCGAGAUGUUUGGGCUGCUGGUGCGUCAGUACGACACCAUCGGUGAGCUGAUCAAGGCUCUGAACAAGACUUACGUGAUCAAUUCUAAAACCAAGGGUGACGUGGCGAACAUGUGGAUUGGGUUGAGCCAAAUUCGCGCUCUCCUGCCCGUGCAGAUGAGCCAGGAAGAAGAGGAGCUAAUGCGCAAGCGGCUCUGGAAGCUGGUCAACAAUCACACCUUCUUCCAGCAUCCGGAUCUGAUUCGUAUUCUGCGCGUGCACGAGAACGUCAUGGCGGUCAUGAUGAACACGCUCGGACGACGUGCUCAGGCGCAGAGCGAUGCUCCGGUGCAGACGGCUGAUGGAGAAGAAUCCGCACCAAAAGAGAAAGAUACCUCGCAUCAAAUGGUGGUCGCUUGCUGUCGCUUCUUGUGCUACUUCUGCCGUACUGGUCGCCAAAACCAGAAGGCUAUGUUUGAUCAUUUCGAUUUCUUGCUCGAAAACUCGAACAUCUUGCUGUCGAGACCGAGCCUGCGAGGAUCGACACCGCUGGAUGUUGCGUACUCCAGCUUGAUGGAAAACACGGAGCUAGCGUUGGCUCUUCGGGAGCACUAUCUGGAGAAGAUUGCCAUUUAUCUGUCGCGUUGCGGUCUUCAGAGUAACUCAGAGCUGAUCGAGCGCGGCUAUCCCGAUCUCGGUUGGGAUCCGGUUGAAGGUGAACGGUACCUCGAUUUCUUGCGGUUCUGUGUCUGGGUCAACGGUGAAAGCGUUGAAGAAAACGCCAACCUUGUCAUUCGUUUGCUGAUCCGUCGUCCCGAGUGUCUCGGACCGGCACUGCGUGGUGAAGGUGAAGGUCUGCUGAAGGCCAUCAUCGAUGCCAACAAAAUGUCCGAACGCAUCUCCGAGCGUCGGAAGAUGCAGGACGAAGCCGAAGGCACGAUCGCUGGGUUGAAUUUCUCCCAUCCGCUUCCGGAAGGAGACGACGAUGAAGAUUACAUCGACACUGGUGCUGCUAUUCUGUGCUUCUACUGCACGCUCGUUGAUUUGCUGGGUCGCUGCGCCCCAGAUGCAGCCGUCAUCGAGCAGGGUAAAAACGAAUCGCUGCGUGCGCGUGCCAUUUUGCGAUCACUCGUACCGCUGGAAGAUCUACAGGGUGUGCUAAGUCUUAAGUUCACGCUGAUCAACCCAGCCGUUGGGGAGGACCGACCGAAAUCAGACAUGCCGUCUGGUCUGGUGCCUGGCCACAAGCAAAGCAUCGUGCUGUUCCUCGAGCGAGUGUACGGAAUCGAAACGCAGGAGCUGUUCUACCGCUUGCUGGAGGAUGCCUUCCUGCCAGAUCUGCGCGCUGCCACGAUGCUAGAUCGCAGCGAUGGGUCCGAAAGCGAUAUGGCGCUCUCGAUGAAUCGCUACAUUGGCAACUCCAUUCUGCCGCUGCUUAUCAAGCACUCGAAGUUCUACAACGAAGCGGAGAACUACGCCAGCCUUCUGGAUGCGACCCUGCACACCGUUUAUCGCAUGUCCAAGAACCGUAUGCUCACCAAGGGCCAGCGUGAAGCCGUUUCCGAUUUCCUGGUUGCUCUAACGUCAGCGAUGCACCCGGCGAUGUUGUUGAAGCUGCUGCGUAAGCUUACGAUCGACGUUUCCAAGCUGUCGGAGUACACGACCGUCGCUCUACGUCUGUUGACGCUGCACUACGAACGUUGCGCCAAGUACUACGGUACCACUGGUGGUGGUCAAGCUUCCCAGUUUGGGGCAUCGUCGGACGAGGAAAAACGCCUCACCAUGUUGCUGUUCUCUAACAUUUUCGAUUCACUCAGCAACAUGGACUACGAUCCGGAGUUGUUCGGUAAAGCGCUGCCGUGCUUGAUUGCGAUCGGUUGUGCGCUUCCACCGGAUUACAGCUUGUCCAAAAACUCUGACGACGAUCUUUACGGUAAACCCACGGGAGGUGGUCCAGAUCAGCCGCAUUACAAUCCGCAACCCAUCGAUACGACCGCGGUACAACUGACGAAUGAUCUGAACCAGAUCGUGCAAAAGUUCAGCGAACACUAUCACGACGCAUGGGCUAGUCGUAAGCUUGAAAAUGGAUGGACCUACGGUGAUCAGUGGUCUGAUUCGAACAAAACUCAUCCACGUUUGAAACCGUACAACACCCUCAGCGAAUACGAACGUGAGCGCUAUCGUGAACCGGUCCGAGAAAGCCUGAAGGGACUGUUGGCAUUGCACUGGAGAAUCGAACACUCCGAGGGUGAUGUGCCACUCUCCAACCGUGGCUCGAUGCGUCGCCAAUCCAAACCCAAUCUUGAAUUGCAGGGCGAUCAAGGUUCACCGUUCAACUACAACCCGCAUCCGGUCGACAUGACCAACCUGACACUGAGCAGAGAGAUGCAAAACAUGGCCGAGCGGUUGGCUGAAAACUCGCACGACAUUUGGGCGAAGAAAAAAAACGAAGAGCUCAAUCAGUGCGGUGGUGCCAUACACGCACAGCUAGUUCCGUACGAUUUGCUCACCGAUAAGGAGAAACGCAAGGAUCGCGAACGCUCGCAGGAGUUCUUGAAGUAUCUCCAGUACCAGGGGUUGAAGCUGCACAAACCAUCUCGAGGACAAACGGAAGAGCCCGGUAUGAGUACGGCAGCGAUCGAGCUGCGAUUCGCCUACUCGUUGCUGGAGAAGCUCAUCUCCUACAGUGAUCGUGCGACGAUCAACAUGAAGCUGUUGCGGCCGUCCUCUACGUUCAGCCGACGAUCGUCGUUUAAAACCUGCUCGCGAGACAUCAAGUUCUUCUCGAAGGUCGUGCUGCCGUUGAUGGAGAAAUAUUUCUCCACCAACCGCAACUACUUCAUUGCGAUCGCGACGGCCACGAACAAUGUCGGGGCGGCUUCGUUGAAGGAGAAGGAAAUGGUUGCCGCGCUGUUCUGCAAGCUUGCCAGCUUGCUGCGCUAUCGGUUGGCCGCGUUUGGGGCUGAUGUACGCAUCACCGUACGCUGCUUGCAGGUGCUGGUGAAGAGCAUCGACGCUAAAUCGUUGGUUAAGAACUGUCCCGAGUUUAUUCGCACUUCCAUGCUGACGUUCUUCAACAACACGGCUGAUGAUUUGGGUCAAACGAUCGUCAAUCUCACGGAUGGAAAGUAUGAUCGUCUGCGUGGCACGCAUCUGAAGACGUCUACUUCUUUGGCUUACGUGAAUCAAGUCAUCUUGCCGAUUUUGACAUCACUUUUCGACCAUUUGGCUGCGUGUGACUAUGGAAGCGAUUUGUUGUUGGACGAAAUUCAAGUUGCGUCGUACAAGAUCCUCUCCGCGCUUUACACCCUCGGUACGGAUACGUCCCUGACGCGCGAUCGCAAAUAUCUCAAGACCGAGCUGGAGCGCCACAAACCGGCACUAGGAUCGUGCCUGGGAGCCUUCAGCUCCUGCUUCCCGGUGGCGUUCCUCGAACCGCACGCCAACAAGCACAAUCCGUUCUCGCUGCUCAAUCGCAUCGCCGAUACCUCGCUGGAAGCGCAGGACAUCAUGACCAAGAUGGAGAGCUGCAUGCCGACGCUGGAGUCGAUUCUGUCCGAGGUCGAUCAGUUUGUGGAGUCGGAAAAAACGUACCAAGAAGCGCAGCACAUUAUCGACGUCAUACUGCCGCUGCUCUGCUCGUACCUGCCGUUCUGGUGGAACCAGGGACCGGAUAACGUCAGCCCGCAGACGGGCAAUCACGUCACGAUGGUUACCGCCGAUCACAUGAACCAUCUGCUGAAGAACGUGCUCAAGAUGAUUCGCAAAAACAUCGCCAACGAGAACGCACCGUGGAUGACGCGCAUCGCUACGUACACUCAGCAGAUCAUCAUUAACAGCUCCGAGGAGCUGCUUAAGGAUGUCUUCCUUCCGUUGGCCGAGCGAGUCAAGAAACGUUGCGACAGCAUGUUCCACAAGGAGGAAAGCUUGCGUGGUUUCCUAAAGUCUUCCACCGAUGAUACCUCCCAGAUUGAAGCACAAAUCCAGGAGGACUGGCAACUGCUAGUCCGCGAUAUCUACUCGUUCUACCCACUGCUGAUCAAGUACGUCGAUCUCCAGCGCAACCAUUGGCUCAAGGACAAUGUUGCCGAGGCGGAGGAGCUGUACAACUACGUGGCGGAGAUCUUUAACGUGUGGUCGAAGAGCCAGUACUUCCUUAAGGAGGAGCAGAACUUCAUCUCGGCCAACGAGAUCGACAACAUGGCACUGAUCAUGCCGACUGCGACUCGCCGCUCGGCCGCCAUCUCUGGCGAUAUGCCAGCGUCCGGUGGUAAGGUGAAGAAGAAGAAGCGCAGCCGUGAUAAGAAGCGUGACAAGGAUAAGGAAAUCCAAUCCAGUUUGAUGGUAGCCUGUCUUAAGCGUCUGCUGCCGGUUGGAUUGAAUCUUUUCGCCGGUAAAGAGCAGGAAUUAGUCCAGCAUUGCAAGGAUCGCUAUCUUAAGAAAAUGCCUGAAUACGAGGUGAUCGAAUUUGCACGCACGCAACUCACGCUGCCAGAUAAACUCGAUCCCGCCGACGAGAUGUCCUGGCAGCACUAUCUAUACUCGAAGCUCGGCAAAAAGGAGCAGAUCGUGCAAGAUAUCGUCGAGAAAACGGACAAAAAGCCCGAAAACAAAAUCGAGGACACGGUCGAGCGUAUCGUCGCAAUGGCUAAGGUUCUUUAUGGACUGCACAUGGCAUGCCGACCUAGAUCUAAAGGUCUUAAUUGGACACACGUUUUAUCACAAGCACGACGCAAAAUGGCUGUUGCAUGUCUAAGAGCAAAACCAAUGUAUAGAUUGAGCAGACACCGUGCUUGCAAUAUCUUUGCCCGAAGCUACUCGGAACUGUGGCUGGAGGAUGAGAACGUCGGGCAGGAAGUCAUGAUAGAGGAUCUGACGCAAACAUUUGAAGAUGCCGAAAAGAAGAAAAAAGACGAAGAAGAAGAGGAAGGCAAACCGGACCCACUGACCCAGCUCGUGACGACGUUCUGCCGCGGUGCAAUGACGGAGCGUAGCGGUGCCCUGCAGGAAGACCCUCUGUACAUGUCCUACGCCAGCAUUGUCGCACGAUCUUGCGGUGAAGAAGAGGAAGAAGGUGGCGACGAAGAGGAAGGUGCUGGAGAAGACGAAGGUGGUGCUAGCAUCCAUGAACAAGAAAUGGAAAAACAGAAGCUGCUGUUCCACCAGGCCCGGUUGGCGAAUCGUGGCGUGGCAGAGAUGGUUCUUCUGCAUAUAUCCGCCUCGAAGGGUGUUCCGUCGGAGAUGGUCAUGCGAACGCUUGAGCUCGGUAUUGCCGUGCUGCGCGGUGGUAACAUCGACAUCCAAAUGGGCAUGUUGAACCACCUGAAGGAGAAGAAGGACGUUGGGUUCUUCACCUCGAUCGCGGGUCUAAUGAACUCAUGCAGCGUGCUGGAUUUGGAUGCGUUUGAGCGUAAUACGAAAGCGGAAGGUUUGGGCGUCGGAUCGGAAGGUGCAGCCGGCGAGAAGAACAUGCACGAUGCCGAGUUUACUUGCGCACUGUUCCGCUUCAUUCAGCUGACUUGCGAGGGCCACAAUCUGGACUGGCAGAACUACCUGCGUACGCAGGCCGGUAACACGACCACCGUCAAUGUGGUCAUCUGUACCGUCGAUUAUCUGCUGCGAUUGCAGGAGUCGAUCAUGGACUUUUACUGGCAUUACUCCAGCAAGGAGCUGAUCGACCCAGCCGGUAAGGCGAACUUCUUCAAAGCCAUCGGCGUCGCUAGCCAGGUGUUCAACACGCUCACUGAAGUCAUCCAGGGUCCGUGUACGCAGAACCAGCAGGCACUGGCCCACUCGCGUCUGUGGGAUGCCGUCGGUGGUUUCCUGUUCCUGUUCUCGCACAUGCAGGACAAGCUGUCGAAGCAUUCGAGCCAGGUGGAUCUGCUCAAGGAGCUGCUGAAUCUGCAGAAGGACAUGAUCACCAUGAUGCUCUCGAUGCUGGAAGGUAACGUUGUGAACGGCACCAUCGGUAAGCAGAUGGUGGACACGCUGGUCGAGUCGGCCUCGAAUGUGGAGCUGAUUCUGAAGUACUUCGACAUGUUCCUGAAGCUGAAGGAUUUAACCUCCACGCCGAGCUUCAUGGAGAUCGACAGCAACGGGGACGGAUGGAUUCUGCCGAAGGAUUUCCGCGAAAAGAUGGAACAACAGAAAAGCUACACGCCGGAGGAGAUCAACUUCUUGCUCGCGUGCUGCGAAACGAACCACGACGGCAAGAUCGACUACAUCGGCUUCGUCGACCGGUUCCACGAGCCGGCCAAGGAGAUUGGCUUCAAUUUGGCCGUCCUGCUGACGAAUCUCUCCGAGCACAUGCCGAACGAGCCACGCCUGGCGCGGUUCCUCGAAACUGCUGGUUCGGUGCUGAACUACUUCGAAUCGUUCCUUGGACGCAUCGAGAUCAUGGGCUCGUCCAAGCGCAUCGAGCGGGUGUACUUCGAGAUCAAGGAGGCAAACAUCGAGCAGUGGGAGAAACCACAGAUCAAGGAAUCGAAGCGUGCCUUCUUCUACUCGAUCGUCACCGAGGGCGGUGAUAAGGAGAAGCUGGAAGCGUUCGUCAACUUCUGCGAGGAUGCGAUCUUUGAAAUGACGCACGCUUCGGGCCUGAUGGCGAGCGAUGACGAUGGUGGAACCGUACGCCGCGAUCAGUCGUUCACGUACAUCAGCGAGGAGGAGGAAGAACGUGCCGCUAGGGAUCCGAUCAAGCGCACCAUCCAGGCGGUGAAAGACGGGCUGUCCUACUCGAUGUACAUGAUCAGUCCGUCCAAUAUCAAGCACCAGAUCACCGUACUGCAGACGAAAUCAUUCCCCGAAAUUAUUGUUGGAUUCUUCAAGAUGAUCUUCUACGCGUUCUACUACUCCGGGUUUGGCGUGUCGGUGGUUAUUAAGUACUUGGUCAACAUCCUGAUGUCGCUGAUGCGAGGCCCUGCGCAGGAAGCGGAAGAGGCGGUCCCGGAGGCGGAACCAUCGCUUCGCGCACUCCCACCGCUACCGCUAGAGGAACCACCGGGAACGGUGCAGGCGUUCGGGUUGGACAUCAGCAAGGAAGAGAACGGACAGUACCGCAUGGCACCACACGAAUCUCCGGCCCUGAGUCCGUCAUCCUCGAUUGAGGAGACCGGCGAAAGCAGCCCCGAAGAUGGUACCGCCGAGCUGACCGGUGAAGGUGUUCCUCCGGGCGAGCAGAUGACGCUGGUCGAUCUGCUUGGCGGAGAAGCAGCGAAACGUGCCGCUCAGGAACGUACCGAAGCGCAGAAAGCACAAGAAGCUACUCUCGCGAGCAUUGAGGCGGAAUCGAAGAAGGCUUCGGCUGAAACGAAGGAACCGGCCGCUGUCCACCAGAUCGAUUUCUCUAAGUACACGAAGAAGUGCGUCAGCUAUCUGGCUAGGAACUUCUACAAUCUCAAGUACGUUGCGCUGGUGCUGGCGUUCUGCAUCAAUUUCAUGCUGCUGUUCUACAAAGUAACGACCUUUGGCGAUGAGGAAGACGGUGAGGGUUCGGGCGAAAGCCUAAUGGGACUCGGUUCCGGGUUGGGCUCCGGCCUGGGCAUUCUGGAAACGGGCUCGGGCGGUGGCGAAGGUGGCAGCGGUGAUGGAGAAGGCGAAGAGGAAGACCCACUCGAGAAGGUGGAGGUGGACGAGGACUUCUUCUACAUGGAGCACGUGCUGCGUGUGGCCGCCAUGCUGCACAGUUUGGUGUCGCUGGCAAUGCUGAUCGCGUACUAUCACCUCAAGGUACCGCUGGCCAUCUUCAAGCGUGAGAAGGAAAUCGCUCGACGCCUCGAGUUCGACGGGCUUUUCAUCGCCGAGCAGCCGGAGGACGAUGACAUCAAGUCGCACUGGGACAAGCUGGUCAUAUCGGCGAAAACGUUCCCCGUCAACUACUGGGACAAGUUCGUGAAGAAGAAGGUCCGCCAGAAGUACAGCGAAACGUACGAUUUCGAUUCGAUCUCGAACCUGCUGGGCAUGGAGAAGACGGCAUUUGCGGCGCAGGAAGCGAACGAGGGCGGUGGGUUCUUCCACUUUAUCGCGAACAUUGACUGGCGCUACCAGAUCUGGAAGGCGGGUGUGACGAUCACGGACAACUCGUUCCUGUACUCGCUCUGGUACUUUACGUUCUCGGUCAUGGGCAACUUCAAUCAGUUCUUCUUCGCCGCCCAUCUGCUCGAUGUUGCGGUCGGGUUUAAGACGCUCCGGACGAUCCUGCAGUCGGUAACGCACAACGGCAAGCAGCUGGUGCUGACGGUCAUGCUGCUCACGAUCAUCGUCUACAUCUACACGGUCAUCGCGUUCAACUUCUUCCGCAAGUUCUACGUCCAGGAGGACGAUGACGGUGAAGAGGGCGACCGAAAGUGUCACGACAUGGCGACCUGCUUCGUGUUCCAUCUGUACAAGGGUGUACGGGCGGGCGGUGGCAUUGGUGACGAGAUCGGUGAUCCGGAUGGCGAUGAGUACGAGGUGUACCGCAUCCUGUUCGACAUCACGUUCUUCUUCUUCGUCAUCGUCAUCCUGUUGGCCAUCAUCCAGGGUUUGAUCAUUGACGCGUUCGGUGAGCUGCGUGAUCAGCUCGAAUCCGUCAAGGAGGAUAUGGAGUCCAACUGCUUCAUCUGUGGCAUAGGCAAGGACUACUUCGAUAAGGUACCGCACGGGUUCGAUACGCACGUGGCCCAGGAGCACAACCUGGCCAACUACAUGUUCUUCCUGAUGCAUUUAAUCAACAAACCGGACACGGAGUACACCGGUCAAGAGACGUACGUGUGGAACAUGUACCAGCAGCGUUGCUGGGACUUCUUCCCCGUCGGUGACUGCUUCAGAAAGCAGUACGAGGAUGAGCUGGGCGGUGGUGGCAGCUAAAAUAUGCUCCCCGGCUGACCACCGUUGCCCAAUGGGAUGGAUGAGCCCUAACCUCACAAAACGCGCGGUUGCACUGCAUCACAAAGCCCCCCAAAACCAAAGAACAAACGCACAAUCAUGGUAGCGAGCGACAAGCGGCUCGAUCUUUUGCGAUCGAUCGAAUCGAGUGCGAUCGAUAGGGAUUGUAAAGUUUUUGACUUUCAUGUAAAUUUUUGCUCCAUCUACCUAUAGAGUUUUUCCAAUCCCCCCAACAUUUUAAUCCACGUAGUGUUUCUACAAUUUUUCUACCCAGCCCAGGGCGCCCGGCCCGGAAGCGACUUGGGGAAGUUCAAACUACCUGUCCAAACGUUAGAUCGUUGUAACGAAAUUUUACUACACUUAAAACAGCUCGUCAGCUUGAUCUUUUUUUCUCUCCGCACGCCAAAAUGGCCGAUCGUCCACACAAUUCGAGCCGCCGCAUUCCCGUAAGCGAACGGAAAUGGGCCAUUUUUUCGCGAAUGUUCCGCGAACCAAACUACGAGAGGAUCGCGCGUGAUCGAGAUUGAAGUAAUGUAGACUAUGGUUGUUAGUUCAAAUUACCAUUUGUGAGAUACAACGCGCAUUGGCGGUACUGCGUGUGACGCCGAUCGACAUUCGAAUCAUCGAACGAUAAAACUGUUUCCCUUAGUUAUGUUUUUGACGAUUUUGGAAUCCAACUUUUGUAAGCGUUACAAGGGGCUGGUCGGUUUUUUUUCUUCUGUUUUAACUGCCUUGAUUUAUUGCUACUCCCCUGCGUAACUAGCCAACCGCAUUCGGAAAACGGCAAGUGACUUUUUUGUUGUCGUUGGUUUGCACUGUUUGUUGUUUUCCCGCUGAAACAAAACGCAUUGUCUCCUGUAGGUUAAGUUUUACUUUCGUUUACAAUUUGAUCGCUGAAAUUGCAACGGUUUUCAAGGUGAAGUGUCUUUUGGCGUUUGCUCCGCCCGACAGCUGCCUGCCUAUUUUUUUGUUCUCUAAACUGCUGCAGUUAUACUAUCGUUUUCAAUUACUCGCCCAGCUCAAGCUAUGAACCGGCGCGAUUAUCUGAACCAUUUUUAUCAAACUAUCAAAAACCCAAUCACACACACACACACUAGUAAUAGUAGUUAUCUACAUUUUAAAUAAAGAAAUUCUAGUUAACUUAUGAGAAUUUUUAAGUAAAUAAAAUUUAAUUAUUGAAAUCUA
Molecule: messenger RNA, 16739 nt
Organism: Anopheles nili
Lineage: Eukaryota; Metazoa; Arthropoda; Insecta; Diptera; Culicidae
Gene: RyR
Product: ryanodine receptor
Exons: 30
Coding region: 198-15536 (5112 amino acids)
Biological process (GO): intracellular calcium ion homeostasis; calcium ion transmembrane transport
Cellular component (GO): calcium channel complex; Z disc; smooth endoplasmic reticulum
Molecular function (GO): ryanodine-sensitive calcium-release channel activity; protein binding
Source: RefSeq, a predicted model, not a curated record